ACUGGACUCUCUUAUCAAAUAUUGCCAGCGGAACUUGCGCUUCAGCUUAUACCAUAGAAUUAUAAGUCUAUUGUUUAUGUAUUCUUCGAUUGAUAAGCACAACACGUCUCGUAUACGACAGAUUAACAGAAUUGUUUUAUUUUUAUAAAAUUUAUAGCCAUCGUCACCCUAACGUGUGGUAAAUAAUCGUUUCAAUUCCAUUAAAAAACAUUUAGUUUCUGUUGUGCACUUACCUAUAGUUAAUGAUGUUGGACGAGCUGGCAAUUGAUUAUUCAGAGUACUUGAAGGUGGACAAUGAAAACGAGGUAAAUUAUUUUAAAAUUCCAAAAAUGUAAUAAGCAUAGCUACUUAUUCAGGUAGGUAAUCAAGUUAAUUUGUAUUUUAGGUCAAUGCACUCAAAGAUGUCGUUGAAGACAUGCUUACCCGUUUAGAAGAAUUUCAGACGUUUAUGGAAAUGGUAACUAGCAAAUAGCUUUUGUUGAUAUAUCAUUCUCAAUUGCGUUCAUUGAAUUUAAAUUUUAAUAUUUACUCUAGGUACGUGCACUUAGGGUUGAAAGUACUAGUAUGCAUUAUAAUACGAUAAAAGAAAUGAAAUCCAAGGUUACCGAACUGACAGAAACUGUGAACAAAUUAGAAAAAUUAGUCAAUAAAGUUGGCGAAGAUGUUGAAUUGGUCGAUCAACAAUUGACUGAAGCUGAAGCUUGCAUGCCUAUCAAUAAGGAUGGUCCACUAAAUUCAAUUUUCAAACCUUUUUUUGUAAGAAUAAAUUAUAUCUUGGCAUGUGUAUAGGAUUUUUUAUUUUAAAUUCUAUUUUAUCCAAUAAUUUUAUUUAGAAAAAACAAGAAGAUCAUUCAUUAUCAAGACAAUUGCCUGCUUAUGAGCCACCAGUAAUUUUCAAGUCUGAUGAUUAUUUCCCAACUGCAGAAGCGAUAGAUGCCCUUCAAAUAACUGAAAGUGAUACUACUGCUAACAAAUGAUAAAAAUAAUUGUUUGAAAUUUAUUAUUAUAAACUUAAAUAGGUAAUAUAUUAUGGAUAAUGGGUAUGUUCUAAUCACUAGAAUAUAUCACUUGAAUUUGGUGGUUAAUAAUCUGAAUCUU
This is a messenger RNA of Cinara cedri, 1098 nucleotides long. NCBI's taxonomy places the organism in Eukaryota, Metazoa, Arthropoda, Insecta, Hemiptera, Aphididae. The record is from the annotation of a GenBank genome assembly.